ACAUUGAGGAGAAGGAAAAAAAAAUACCAUUUAAAGUGGCGGUGAUUUUGGUUUAAAUAAAAAACUGGGUAAUUAUUUUAUUUAUUUAAAAUGAAGAAACAAUUUUUCCGAGUUAAACAACUUGCGGAUCAAACAUUUUCUAGAGCUGGAAAAACAGAAGUGCUGACUGAUGAUUUGCAAGCAGCAGACAAACAUGUAGAUCAAAUAAGAGCCGCGUUAACUGGACUGAGUAAAAGACUGGGGACUUUGCCGAAUCAGACGAAUGUCUUGGAUCCUGCUUACAAAGAAAAACGUCUAAAAAAAUGCCCGGAGUACAUACUGGGACAGACGAUGUUGGAAAACGCGGCGGUGGAAGGUCUGAUGAGCUUCGCGUUGUCCGAGUGUGGAAGAGCCCAAGUCGCGUUGGCCAACGAGACAGUAGACCAUGAAGCCAAAGUCGAGCAGUAUGUUGCCGCCCCGCUUCACCAUAUUCUCGAGACUGAUGUACCCAAUAUCAUUAAACACAAGAGAAAUUUAGCUAGAUUGACUUUAGAUAUGGACAGUGCAAGAACUAGAUACCAGCAGGCUUUCAAACAUAAUGCUGGAGGAACGGGAGCUACCAAAGUAGACAGUCUGCGUGAAGAGCUUGAAGAGGCUGAGACGAAAGUGGAACAGUGUCGAGAUCAAUUGGCUGCCGAAAUGUUCCAGUUGAUGUCCCGCGAAACGGAACUUGCUCAAACAAUUAUACAGUACGUGAAACUUCAACGAGCUUACCAUGAAAGUGCCUUACAUUGUUUAGAAGAACUGAUACCUGGAUUAGAGAGUUACAUCAAUGACAAUGAGAUGAAACCAGUGUAUGGUUACCCACUGGAAGAACACUUGAGGGUGACGAAUAGAAAAAUAGCAUUACCGAUCCAAUUGUGCGUGUCGACGUUACUGAGACUGGGUAUGGAGGAAGAGGGGCUCUUUAGGAUAGCAGGUGGUGCGUCUAAAUUAAGAAGAAUAAAAUUAAGUUUGGACGCGUGUUGCUUAACGCUGCCUACUGCGUUGGAGUACAAAGACCCUCAUGUUGUAGCGGGCGCUUUAAAGUCAUAUUUACGCGAAUUACCUGAGCCUCUUCUUACCUUCAAAUUAUACCCAGAAUGGAUGGCCGCUGCUAAAAUAAGUCAAAGUGACGCCAGAUUACGGGCUCUCUGGGAAGUCCUUCAUAAACUUCCGUCGGCAAAUUUGGAAAAUUUGAGGUUUUUAAUUAAAUUUUUGGCUGUUCUUACUAAGAACAGUGAUAUAAAUAAAAUGUCACCGCAAAAUAUUGCUAUUGUCAUUGCUCCUAAUUUAAUUUGGAGUCCUCAGGAAGAUAUAAAUACCAUGGUAAUGAACAUGAGUACCGCUAAUAACUCUAGUCUCAUAGUCGAGCAGCUGAUAACUUACGCUGACUGGUUUUUUCCCGGCGAAAUAGAUUUCGAUCGUGAUUUAGAUAUUGGAAUAGUCAAUGGUGCUGAGUCACAAGUUAUUGGCAUGCGUAGAUGUAUUUCAAACAGUAGUCUGAGUGAUCUAGGAGAAAGUCCACCGCAAGGUAGUCCAAAACCAGCGGCGCGUAGAAAAAAUAAACCAGCUCCGACACCGCCAAGUGCUGGUAAUCCUGGUAGCGGUGGAGGUACACCAGAUAAACAAGAACGACGAGUUGAUGAUAAACCUCCGCCCGCUCCAGACAAACCGCCACGGCCUUUAACCACAGCAACACUUAACCGUCAUACUUAUAAGGCUCAAAAGCAUGAAGUUAAUACUGAAUUGAUGACCCAUCAUACUGACAAUAAAACAGACAAAGUGGAGAAAGUUCUUGAGAACGAAAUAAAUAAAACGCCUUUAGGAUUUGAAGCUGUUACUAAUGUAGAUUCAACGGUGAUUAAUGAUAGUAAUGAUAAGAUAAAUAUUGAAUCACGUGCUCAAGUUUAUGAUAAUGAUGUUGAACAUAAACGCAAAGAUUCCGAUCCAAAUCCUCCUAUUGGUUUUGAAGGUAUUAAUUCACGUACUGGUAGUAUAAGUGGAAGUGGAAGUGGAAGCGUUGGAGGUGUAACUCAAAGUAAAAUAGCUGCUGAUUCGCCAGAAAAUAUCGAUGCACAAAAAUCUCGACCUGUUCCUGCUGAAAAACCAGGAACGUCGACUUUAGAACGACGUAAAAUCCCUGUUGCUGCACCACGUACUAUAACAAAUGUUAUUCAACCUAAUACAGUGAUUGUAGAUGACUCAGUAGAAAUACGUAACAAAAAGAGCGAUGGGAACAGCGUAAUUGUUAACGCAACACCCGACAGAAAUAGUAAACCCGCUAUCCCAGAACGGCCUGCUGGGUUGGCCAGACCCUCGAGCUUGAUCCGUCAGCACAUAAGGCAGAGUAACGAUAACCUGGAUGCUGAUGUCGGACCAUUAACUCUGGAGAGGACUCACAUGUAUUCCGUUGACAAACAGCAGGUCAGUAUAAUACAAGUCCGUGGAAACAACCCGGCAAAUUCAACAUCAUCGUCGUCGUCAAUCACAUCAGCAGAGACCAAUGGAAAUGUUCCUAACUUGCAAAGAAGUCCAAGUGUGGGCAGUCGACCAACCUCUGUCUCAUUUACCAACGACCGUCCGGAAAAACCUCCGAGGCCGACGGACUUGCCGCCAGAGCCCACCAAGUCCCACUCGAGGACACGUUCCGAGGGUAAUAUUAUCGACGUCCAAACCCAGACUGAAACAGUGAUAGUUCCUAAGUCACCACCGCAUCAUAACACGCCAGUAUCCCCAAGAUUUCAUCAACGGCCUCCCCGACCUCAGCCGCCGCCUCCUCCCCCGCCAACUACGCGACCAAAAUCCGAUCACGAGAGUACCAAUCUCUAGAAUUGAAUCCAAAUACAUAUUAAAUUCAAUCAUUAAAUAUCAUAUAUAUAAAUAUAUAUAUUAUUAAAACAAUUAGAUAGUAUUUUUAAAAUACAGAUUUAAAAAUAAAUUUUAAUAUCAUUUUUACGACUUAAGUAUGUGACAAAUUAAUAAUGACAUCGUUGCAAUUUUAAAUAAUUAUCAUACUUUUAAUAGACGAUGUCUAUUGCCAUGGCUUCCUUUUAAUCAGGACUUUUUAAAUUGGCGUCCAGUCUACAGACAUCGGUGCCUAAUAUACUAAGUAUUUAAAAACGUAGAUACUUUUGUACUAAAAUUAUUUCAUUUAAAUAAUUAUAUUAUUAAAUGCUCGUAAAAAGUGCUCCCGAUCUCUACCACAAAUUUUUUUUUAUUUUAAAUUUUUUACCGCACAAAUGUUUGAUAUUUUAAUACAUUGAGCUGAGUAGGGCUAGAAGAUUUCAAAUCUAUAUUUAUGUUAUUAUUAUUAUUAUUAUUAAUUACUAUUAAUGUUAUGAUUAAUUAAUUAAUUAAUUAAUAUUAGUACCUAUUUGAUAGGGUAACUGUGAUGAAGACACAAAAGUUUAUUUUAAUAACAAUAUAUUAAUGUUUUUAAAUACUCGCGCUCAUAUUUACCACGGGCGUGUGUAUUUUUUUAUUACGCAUUCGAUUAAGCCGAUGAUAAUUGCGGCUUACAUAAAUUUAUUAUUAUUAUUAUUAAUAUAUAUUAUAAUCUAUACCUACUCGGCGUUUUUUUCACUAUUGUUGCUGCUUCACAAGACAUUUCAAUGAGGAAAUUCAUUAUUUUUAUAUAACAGAAAAUUAUUUUUUAUGCCUGGAAUAUUAUUUCCCUACAGUUAAUUAACUACAGUAAAUAAAUAAGUUAAAUAAAUGUUUUAUUUGUUGAUAUUUAAAAUUUCACGCCGAAAAUGGAGCACGCAUUUACCUAAGGAAAGCUUAGGCUGUGAACAUUAUUGGAGUAUUCAAGGAUUUUAUUUGUAUAUAAAUAAAUAAAAAUUGUUUCUUUACGAAUUAUUAUUAUUAGUUUAUUUUUUAUUUACGUAAAUUAAAUUUUUAUUGACGAGUGUGUUCUGGAGGAGAUAAUUAGAUCAAUAAAAAAAUUUUAGAUGAA
Microplitis mediator is the source of this 3976-nucleotide messenger RNA. Its product is annotated as rho GTPase-activating protein 17-like. NCBI's taxonomy places the organism in Eukaryota, Metazoa, Arthropoda, Insecta, Hymenoptera, Braconidae. The transcript is spliced from 9 exons. Gene Ontology annotation, molecular function: GTPase activator activity; protein binding. The record is from RefSeq and is a predicted model, not a curated record. The coding region runs from base 91 to 2850 and encodes 919 amino acids. Gene Ontology annotation, cellular component: intracellular anatomical structure; cytoplasm. Gene Ontology annotation, biological process: signal transduction; positive regulation of GTPase activity; regulation of Rac protein signal transduction.